Molecule: messenger RNA, 1267 nt
Organism: Ruditapes philippinarum (Manila clam)
Lineage: Eukaryota; Metazoa; Mollusca; Bivalvia; Venerida; Veneridae
Product: guanylate-binding protein 1-like
Exons: 6
Coding region: 35-1267 (410 amino acids)
Molecular function (GO): GTPase activity; GTP binding
Source: RefSeq, a predicted model, not a curated record
GUCUCCAAAUGAUUUAGAAAUAUUCAAAUAUCCCAUGUGCUUGAUCAGCACUGUUAGUGAAAAUAACAAAGAAGGAGAAGAAACUAAAAUACUUUUAAAGAGCGAAGAAAAAGUAUUUGAUCAAAUAGCAAAGAUAGAUUGGCCAAUGGUUGUUGUAGCCGUUGCAGGUUUGUACAGAACAGGAAAAUCGUAUCUUAUGAAUUGUCUAGCGGAGUCAAACAAAGGUUUCGCGCUGGGAGAUACGAUUGAAUCAAAAACCAAGGGCAUUUGGGCAUGGUGUAAAAUACAUCCAACACAGUCGAACACUGUUUUGUUGCUACUUGAUACGGAAGGACUUGGCGAUAUUGAAAAGCGUAUUGGGGAAGACGGCGACCUUAACUUGUUACACUGCCACGGCUUUGUAGCAGAAAUGGCCAGUAAUAUACGAUUUCGAGGGGAAUCCUCUGAGGAUAACCAGCAGAUCAAUCUAAUACUUCCUGACUUCGUUCUAUGUUUGAGAGAUUUCAGUCUUAAAUUGAUAAAAGAUGGGAAAAAGAUAACAGAAAACGAUUACCUUGAGCAAAGCUUAGCAGAGAACAAAAGCAAAACAGAUCAGUUCAACAAACCAAGAGCAUGCAUCAGAAAAUACUUUACGAAACGCGAGUGCUUUGCUUUUCCAGUUCCAGGUGAUGGUGAUGUUCUUGAGAAUCUUGAAACUUUGAGUUUUACCCAUUUAUCUACUAGUUUCCAGGUAGUAACCAUUCUGUUUACAUCUUAUAUAUACCAAAAAAUACGACCGAAGGCAUUGCUUGGCAGUAAACCAAUAAAUGGACAAAAUGUGGAUGACGCAUUUACAGCUGUAGCGAAAAUAGAAAAUGCUAAAAUUGAAAAACAGGCUCUAGAAAUCUUUGAAAUUGAAAUGGAAAACGUAAUGCUGCCAGUCUCUGAAAGUGAUUUGGGGGAACGUUACACAAGCGCACAAAAGAUAGCUCUUGACCAUCUUCGACAGAAUGUUAUUCAUGACUUUCAAGCAAAAUGUCAAAUUCAAGCGCAGGUGAGAGACUUACACUGUGACAAGAAAAGAAAAAAAAAGUUGGAAAAAGAAGCAGCACAAAAAGAAGCUGAACGCUACAAACUUGCAGAAGAAGCUGCAGAAAAGGAAGCUGCACGCUAUAGAAAGGAACAAGACGACGCUUGCAAGGAGGCUGCGCGCUUAAGAAAAGAAGAAGAAGAGAGAAAGCAAAAGUGGUUUGGUGCAAGAAUGUGGAAUGCGUUCAUGAAUUACUAA